UUAGGGGUUAGGGGUUAGGGGGGAAGGGGGGAGAGGUGUGAGGAUGUUAUAAAUGAUGAUGGCAUGAUAGGGGGGGGUUUCGUAGGAGGAGUUUUCUGUGUGUGUGGGGAUUUGAUUCUAUGUAUGUGUUUAGACGGGGAAUUUAGAUCAGUACAAUCUCACUACCUAGGUAUAUCAAAUCAGCUUUCUGAGCUAAGAUCUAGACGACUGACUCCCUGUAUUUCUGUGAUCCUUUUUGGAUCCUUUUCUUUUCUCUAUUUUUUUUUAUCCGGAUUUUGACUUUAUAGUAAUGCCCCAUUUCCUAGUUUGUGAGGAUUCUUUUGUUACAGUAAUAAUGCCCCGUUUCUUUCUAUUUCCAACCUACCUAUCUUAUGUCUUAUGUGAUGU
Messenger RNA from Amorphotheca resinae ATCC 22711, 387 nucleotides. RefSeq lists its product as hypothetical. NCBI's taxonomy places the organism in Eukaryota, Fungi, Ascomycota, Leotiomycetes, Helotiales, Amorphothecaceae. The record is from RefSeq and is a predicted model, not a curated record. The transcript has a single exon. Bases 64 to 279 code for a protein of 71 amino acids.